CAGGUCUGGGCAAAGGCAUUUUCGGCUGUCUAAGACCAGCAUGCGGAGCGAGGAGAAGAGACUGAGGACUUUCCGGCAGUGGCCAGAGAGCUCCCUGUCUGCCACAGACCUGGCUAAGGCUGGCUUUUUCUUCCUGGGUCCUGGCGACCGAGUGCAGUGCUUCUGCUGUGGCGGUAUCUUGAGGAGCUGGGAGGCUGAGGAUCAACCCAUGCGAGAGCACCAAAAAUUUUUUCCUACCUGUAAGUUUAUCUGUGGUGAAGAUGUUGGCAACCAGCAGAUGCUCCCCUUUCUGGAGAUCUUGGACUAUGUGGAUGGGCAGAUCCUCAGCCUUCUGCAGAGGAUGGAUGUGGAAGAGGCAGCCCUACCCAGUCAACCAGAAUACCCGGAGAUGGAAACCGAGGCGAUGCGACUAGCCACUUUCCAGAGCUGGCCACCGUACACCGAGCUGUAUCCUGAGCAACUGGCCAGAGCAGGGUUCUUCUAUACAGGUCAAGGUGACACUGUGAGGUGUUUUUACUGUGAUGGCAGCUUGAGGAACUGGGAGCUUGGAGAUGACCCCUGGAGGGAACAUGCCAAAUGGUUUCCAAGGUGUGAGUUUUUGCUGCAGUCCAGGGGCAGAGACUUUGUUAGCAGUGUUCAGGACUCUGACUUCAACGCUCCAGGAGGCUCCUGGCAACGGGCUGAACAAGAUCCCCCUGUACCCCAAGAUUCUGUGGGGAAUCGGGAAUUGUCAUCUCCUCUGGAUCAGUCUUCCAUAGUGCAGAAUGUCCUGCAGAUGGGCUUUGACCACAGCUUGGUGAUGAGCUUGGUCCAGAAUAGACACCUGCUGACUGGCACCUGCUACUUAUCUGUGUCCGAACUGGUCUUGGAUCUGCUUCAGGUAGAUGGGGAAGAGAGCAGCAGUGCGGAAGAAAGAGAGCGUACGGAGAGGGAGACAGGUUUGCCAGGACAGAGACAAGACGCACAGGCUGAGUGCUCAAAAGAAUCAGAGCCCCCACUGAGUACGGAGGAGCAGCUGCGACGGUUGCAGGAGGAGAGGAUGUGCAAAGUGUGCAUGGACAAAGAUGUGUCCAUUGUCUUCGUUCCUUGUGGCCACUUGGUGGUGUGUGCGGAAUGUGCCCCCAGCCUGAGACGAUGCCCCAUCUGCCGAGCGGUCAUCAGGGGAAGUGUGAGGACUUUCAUGUCCUGAACUAUGGGAAUCUCCGGUCUCUGACUUCCACUGAUGGCAGCCCCUUUUCCAACACAGAAGGUGCUCCACGAGGAUAUCUCACUAGAAAUGAUGUUCCUAGUCUAUUACUAGCAGUCUGGGUUACUGAACAACCUCCCAGAAGUGUCCUGUUAGGAACCACCCCUUGGCUGGAAGAUGACCAUGGAAAAGUUCAGUCCUAAAUUUUUCCAUUUACAGGAUGAGUGGUAACUUCUUUUAGUUUAAAUCUGAUGAUUCUUGUCUGGAAUUGUGAUUUUAUUUUUAAGAAAUUGUUAGAUCUUGGAGCAGAUAAAGGAAAGUUUGCAGAGUAACUUAUUCAUGGGUUUGAAAAAAUGAUUUGCUAAGUCUGUAGAGUUAUACUUCACAUUUUGGAAUAAAAGCAUCUUGUGUUACCUUUUUAGACUGGUCUCUCAUGUAGUCUGGCCUAUAAAAUGCUUUAGUACAACAUUCCAUCGAGGUUGGGAUCCGAGGGCUUGCCUACUGCAUCAGAUUGUAGGGUUACUUAGUCUGCUAGCCCAUAUCCUCCAGUACCAGAUUGUUGUGGGGGAAUGGAAUGGUGUCCCUAGCUACCUUUCAGGGUAAACAGAGCUCUUCCCCUGUCUGGGGCAUGAACCAGACUCCAACAAAACAUCCCGCCUCUUCUAAGGUGUAAGCAGAACCACACUCUUUUGUAUCCCUUGAGUCAAGCCUUUGUCUUUCUUUUAAGCAUAUCAGCUGAGACUGAGGAUUGACUGGGGAGAAGAUGCAGUUGCUUACAGCCUUUGUCUGGUUCCAUGCG
Molecule: messenger RNA, 1985 nt
Organism: Chrysemys picta bellii (western painted turtle)
Lineage: Eukaryota; Metazoa; Chordata; Testudines; Emydidae
Gene: BIRC7
Product: baculoviral IAP repeat containing 7
Biological process (GO): positive regulation of protein ubiquitination; regulation of cell cycle; negative regulation of apoptotic process
Cellular component (GO): nucleus; cytoplasm
Molecular function (GO): cysteine-type endopeptidase inhibitor activity involved in apoptotic process; ubiquitin protein ligase activity
Source: RefSeq, a predicted model, not a curated record